CUCCUCUCCUGUAGAGGAGCUAAGCACUUCUAUUCCUACUUUACCUGUUUUCUGUGGUAACCGACACAUCAGGAUGGGAGUUACAGGAGCGGUUUCCAACAAGCCUGCAGGCGUCCUCUGAGGGACGGACCCAGCUGGUGGUUGCUCCCUGCUUGCUGAGCGCAGCCCGCUGAGAGGAGCAGGAGGGGUGGGUGGGUGGGGGGGGAGGAACCAUGAUUGACCUGAGCCACCUGACGGAGGAGGAGCAGGGGGCGAUAAUGACGGUGCUGAGGAGGGACGCCGAGCUGAAGAAAGCCGAGGAGGAGAGAAUCAGGAAACUGGGGAAGAUCUUGGACGGCGGAUCGCAGCCAGACACCCAGCGGAAGUACCGGACUGGAGAGUGGUUUUACGAGGCCAAGUCUCGCAGACACAUGGACAAGAUCCACGGCUCGGAGAUCAUCCUGGCCUCCAUGAACAAGAGGAAAGCUGGUUUAGAUGGUUCCUUAAGAAUUGAAAGAUCCAAGACACCCAGCGGUCAAGGAUCAGACAUCGUCGCUCCACCAAAACCUGCACGAUCUUUGGAACCAGGACAACAUCAGGACCUCAACGAUGCAGAAAAAGAGAAUCUAAAUGCAGUAGUCCGCUCUCCAAGAAGGCCGAGGCACAACCCUUUCAACCGCCCUUCCCUUAUUGUUGUUGAGCCACCUGGAACUAAUGAUGACAUGUCAACCAGUCAGGACCAGGUGUCAUCUGAGACAGAGCCCAUAUCUCCAGCGAAGAGCCAGCCAGCGGAGGCCAGUCAGACGUCAGGGGGCUCCCUCACAUCAGAGGGCUCCUCUGUAGGUUUCAGGCCGGUGCCAAAGAAGAGGACAUUUCUAUCAAGACGUACCUCCAGUCAGUCAGAAAGCAACAGCCUGGCGCUAGACGCUCAGGGAGGGUCAGCGGGGAUCGUUCCUGCUACAAGACUGAGCCUCCAGCGAGGGUCCAGCGACAGCUCUAACCAGUCCUACCUGAAGGGCCGAGAUGAAAUACCUCAGAAAAGCAUUGUUCCUAAUCAAGUACCUCAGUCUGCUCAGCCAUUCAGACCUCUGGAUAAAAACUCCCAGCUAGAUGAUAUAUCCCUGGUUUUGUCUUAUUCCAGUCUGGAGAGAGAAAACACCCCACCUUCUAGGUCAGUGGACGCUUCCUCCCGCAGCGCUGACCCCAACAUUUUACUUCAACUCUCUGAUCCUUCCAUAGCAACUCACAACCUACAUCCAGACAGAGAAAACAACAGCAGUGUGGGGACAGCAGGGAGGCAGGAAGAGCUGAGUCUGCCCCAAAGCAUUGUGGAUCCAGAUCCUCCAGAAUCUUACGAUCUCAACUUCAUUGAUAAGUCUGAUCAGCAAGCGCAGAAGAAAUCCAAUCAGAAACACGCAUUUCAAUUAUCCACUCAGACAGCCAGUCCCACCGGUGAUGAGGAGGACUCCAUUGCGAGGGUGCUGGACUGGUUCUGCCGCAGCACAGACAGCAUUGAUUCGCUAAGGACAGACAACGGUCCUAAAGCGACAAAGAGCUCUGAAAAACAUGUAGAAAUCAGCAAAAUAAGAGGUGAAGAAUCAUUACGAAAAGAUGCUGGGGAUAUGAUAAGUGAUGAAACCCUUGAGAUGAGGAGGAAUAACUUACAAAGACAGAACAAUGAGGCUAAAGAGUUAAGAGCAACAGGCCGAGAAACACAAGAGGAGGUGAAGAAGGAUACUAGAGAAAGAAUGCCGUCACAGGAAGUUAAAGAUGGUAAUGAUGAAAGCCAACCGCCCCAAAUCACUCAUCUGAAGUCAUUCUGGGAGAAAAGCAACCCGGGACCUAAAAUACUUAUCAGCAAGUCAAUCAUGUCCAGCAACAACAAACAAAAACCCAUUCACCUCUUGGUGGAGAAAGACGAGGAAACAGUAAAGAAACCCCUCAGAGCGCCUGGCAUGCCCACUGUGUCUGGAGUGUAUAACAUGGAGGGGAUUUAUGAUAAGUUCGCUUCAAAUCAUCAGGAAAAGAGAGAACAACAGAAAGAUACUGGAGACAAUGUUCAAUCAAAUAAUAAACAGGAGGUAGACAGUCGGGGGAUGAAUACUUUAACUCAAAGGAACAAUAAUGACCCAACAUACAACUUAGAUUAUUUAAAGUUGGCGGCCAGUCCCCAAGUAUCUGACAGAAGAGGUUCAGAGACUGAGAUUUUAAGUGUAACCAGACUUAGUACACCCAACCAGUCCAGUCCACAACCUGACAGUAUCUCCCAAUCCAGAGAAAUCUCACUGCAAACCAAACUGUCCCAGAAUAUUCCUUUGUCUCAGCUGGAUACAGAUCCAGACUCUGAGAAGCUCCACAUGUCCAGAAACCACCCAUAUAUGGACUACAAGCAAGGCGGGAAUGAUAUCCAAAUCACCCCUAAAACACAAAUAUGUAGAGGUUCAAGUGAAGAGGUGAAGAGAAUGGACAGUGAAGAUGAAAGUGUGCUAUCAAGCAUGUCUCCCAAACGGCAAGAGAAUACGUUUAAUAAAGACAGAAUUACUCCCUCAAACAGACAAGGUUUGCCACAUCAAGAAAGUAUUGCAGAGAAGAUAAAGCAGCUCAAAUCUUUUUGGGAGACGGAGAGGAACAAAUCCCCGUUUUACACCAGCAAACCUACAGCUCUUGGGGAAGGUAAAGUCGCUCGUGGUGCAAAUCAAGCAAAACUGAAUAAAAGAUAUACAAAGUCCGAGUACGACCUGACUUCAAUUGGAAAUGAUUCCGGCAGCGAUGAGGAAGACUGUGAUAGAAAUCAGAAUUACAAUGUUCUUCCUUUUAAUCAGAGGCUAGACAAGUUGUCCCCUACCCUAGGCUCAAGCCGAAUACAAUUUAACACUUUGCGGGAGUUCUGGGACGAGGCUACGUCAGAAGCCAAGGGAUCAUUUUCCUUCGACAGACCCAAAAGCCCCAAACGGAAAGAACCCAUAAGUGCCCCGCUUUCAUCUCAGGAGUUAAGGUGCGCUGACCCUGAGGUUUACAUCGCAACAGAGAAAACAAGACCGGCCAUGGUCAAAUCAUCUCCACCUGCUCAGAAUCGUUCGAAGUCGCCUCAUGACAGACCCACGGGGUCGAGGGCAGCGAAUGAGGGCAAAAACAACCAGUUUCAUUAUACGACAGCUGAGUCCAGAAGGAGCUCCAAAGACUCUAGUCGAGAGGAGAAAUCCACCAAACAGCCAAGCAGUUCAGGAAAAGAGACGCGUUCUCCAAAGAGCAGGAAAGACAGCUUUAGCUAUUCGAGCAGUCGUGGAAAGUCAAUGCGUCGCACCACCAGCAUGUUCUCUCUGAGCGUUCCCGGUGAAGAAGAGCUUAAAAUGGAUGUAGGCCCCAUCCACUCCCAGAGCAGGAAGCAGAGGCAUGAAACGGAGACUCAGGCUCCUCUUGCGCGGGCGUGUGUUCCCAGGGACUACCGCCAUUACCUGGGUAUGACAGACGAGACCAGCGUCCACGCCUCCUUCGCCCCGCCAGUGAAGGACCAGGGCUCCGAAGGGAAGUCUGCCCAUGGGUUUGACCUGGAUGGGCCGAUGAGGGCCAGCACUCCGGUGAGCUCAGAGGAGCGUAACGGCAGGAGGGGGGGCAAGGCGAGUCAGCGCCCUCUGUGGGCAAACUACAGCAGUUCAGACGCAGGUCAGGAGUCAUCGGUGAGCAGCACGUCAGAAACCUGGUCCAGGAAUGGCUCAAACCGUGAGAACGACAGGGACGGCCCAAGCCUUGUAAGGAAAGCGCUGAGGCGAGCGGAAGCACGGCCCAAAAAUCUGGCUAAAAGUAUGGAGGACAUCACAGCGUCCUUAUCACCACGACAAGAAAGAAGCCAAGACCCGACUGCUAACAUGAGACGCAUUAGUGAUGUCUCAUCCAUCCCUUCGCCCUCCUCCUCCUUAUUUUCGGAUCCGGAGCACCUGAAGAAGAUGAGCAAAUCAGUCCCUUCGUUCUUACAGAAGGAGGACGUUGGCAGAGACACUGACUUCACCUACGAGGAUAGUGACCCCCCAGGAAGACUAAUGAUGGGCCGCUCUUUGAAUAACCUCACCGGCUCCCCUGGCAUGGCGUCUUUGUCUUCUCUGAGUGGAAGUGUGAUGACCAUGUACAGCGGGGACUUUGGGAAUGUGGAGGUUCAGGGAAACAUCAAGUUCUCCAUCAACUACAUCCAGAAGCUCCGAGAGUUUCACAUCUUUGUGGUUGAGUGCCAAGACCUGGCUGCCGUCGACCCAAAGAGGGGCCGCUCAGAUCCGUAUGUCAAAAGCUACCUGGUUCCAGACAAAGCUAAUCUGGGAAAGAGGAAAACAUCAGUAAAAAAGAAGACACUAAAUCCAACUUUCAACGAGAUCCUCAGAUAUCGAGUUCGCAUGGAGUACCUCAGAACCCAGACACUCAUUCUCUCCGUUUGGCAUCACGACACCUUUGGCAGGAACAGUUUCCUGGGCGAGGUUGAGGUGGACCUCUCUAGCUGGGACUUUGACCACACCCAGAUGAACUACUUAGCACUGAAAGCAAGGGCUGCACCCACUCUAGCGCCGUCACAUGGUCGAGGAGAGAUGAGACUAGCCGUGCGUUUCCUGCCACAGAUCAUCCACAGCGAAGGAUUAAUUAAGGCGGGUCCAAACACUGGAGAGAUUCACAUUUGGGUGAAAGAAUGCAAAAACCUGCCUCUAAUCCGGGCCACCAUCGACCCAUAUGUCAAGUGCUUUGUGCUGCCGGACACGAGCAGGAAGAGUCGCCAGAAGACCCGUGUGCUGCGGAGGACAGUAGACCCGGUGUUUAACCACACGAUGGUGUACGACGGCAUCAAGCAGGCUGACCUAUCAGAAGCCUGCGUGGAGCUCACUGUGUGGGACCGAGACAGGCUAGCCAGCAACCUGCUGGGGGGCUUGAGGCUUGGUGCUGGAACAGGCAGGAGUUAUGGAGCGCUGGUGGACUGGAUGGACUCUACUCCCUAUGAGGCAGCCCUGUGGGAGCGUAUGAUGGCCACCCCCAAUGAAUGGGUGGAGGACGUACUCCCAUUAAGAUUGCUAAACUCUUCAAAAACUGGUUUCAAAUAAGUCAAAGUAUACCAAACUGCCAUAGUACAAAGACACAUAUAUUCGAUAGGUGAAAACACAGAGUGAUAGUAACAGUGGUAAAGUUUAAAUUCAGUCGGGAAAAGCUUUCAGAGGAUUUCUAAUGAAAACUAAAGACAGUGUAAUAUGUGACUGUAAUUUUAACCUCAAGGAAACAAUACUUAGUUUCCACCCAAGAGGAAACAAACCCCAUUGGAGAUUGAGUUGUGUAUCAAUCCAGACACUGGAACAACUGGGAGCUAUUGUUCAAGAAGAAAAGCAGAAAUUCAACACCUGCUUUGACACCUGCUGGACUACAGUUUGUGUUGGCUUUUGCCAUUCAAGGGUUUUUUCAAAAAAGAAUGUCACUGGACAAAAGGAAGCACUGAGGCAUACAGGGAAACGUCAUCGAGAAAUCAAACAUCAUUCAUAGUACAGUGAACCCCGAAUAAAAACAUUUAAAAACUGACUAAAUUAAAAACAAGCAAGUCCAUUAGUUGUUAGGCUUUAAUUCAUAUCCAGACAGACAUGGGAAUAAUACUCGUACACUCGUACCAGGAUCUAGUUUCUAUUAUUUCACACUACAUACAACAUUUCUAAGGUAUCAUUUUGUUAGUUGCUCCCAAUAUGCAGCGCACCCAUUACUCUCUAAAAAUCUCAUGUGCCAAAUAAUCAAGAUCUAAUCUCGCAAAGUUAUCACUUUGCAAGGCUAAUAUUAACCAACAUGUGAUGGCAAACAUGGUUACAAUAAAAGAUAUUCUACAACCUGGUGCAAUGCAGCUUUCCCACUGUCCCUGCAUGAAUAAAAUGCUUAUUAAAAUUAAAAUUACUUAUUAUUAAGUGGUUGUUUCUUCUGAAUUCCUUGCUCUUCUAACUAACUCUUAUAUAGACAGUAUUGUUACAAAUCUCAUUUGACAGUAUACAGUAUGAGUCACCGGAUGAACUGUUGCAUUUAAUCAAUUUUAUCAUACAAGUCGGAUUAAAGAAAA
Molecule: messenger RNA, 6040 nt
Organism: Etheostoma cragini (Arkansas darter)
Lineage: Eukaryota; Metazoa; Chordata; Actinopteri; Perciformes; Percidae
Product: synaptotagmin-like protein 2
Exons: 19
Coding region: 213-5054 (1613 amino acids)
Biological process (GO): intracellular protein transport; exocytosis
Cellular component (GO): plasma membrane; exocytic vesicle
Molecular function (GO): small GTPase binding; neurexin family protein binding
Source: RefSeq, a predicted model, not a curated record